Messenger RNA from Hyposmocoma kahamanoa, 1447 nucleotides. RefSeq names its product ornithine carbamoyltransferase, mitochondrial-like. The record is from RefSeq and is a predicted model, not a curated record. Bases 148 to 1128 code for a protein of 326 amino acids. Gene Ontology annotation, molecular function: ornithine carbamoyltransferase activity; amino acid binding. The transcript has 7 exons. Gene Ontology annotation, biological process: L-citrulline biosynthetic process. Lineage: Eukaryota; Metazoa; Arthropoda; Insecta; Lepidoptera; Cosmopterigidae.
AUAUUAUUAAAUUUGUACUGUUUAAUGUGUCAUUUAUGUCGUAACAAGUAUUCUUUACAGUAACUUACCUAUUUUUAUACCAAAUCCGAGCGUAAAUGGCAAAAAAGAUAACUUUCUUGGAAUCGUACUUAGCUACAUCCAAAUAUAAUGAUAUUAUUUCGUACUUUAAAGACAAGCCUGCCGUUAGUACCGGCUCAAAAAAGAUGUGCUAGUUAUUCAUUUCCAGUCGGCGUCACACCAAAGCAUUUGAUAUGCUUCAAAUUUUGGACAUCAGAGAUGAUCAUGGAAAUCCUCAACAGUGCCAUAACUUUAAAAUCCUAUUACCCCAACACACAUCGUCAAAGACUAAACUUAUUGACAAAAGCUAAAGUGACUAUACUGCAGGAAGUAAACAAGCCGUUCCUUAGCAUGGCAGUAUCGAAGGCGGCCACGUUCCUGGGGGCUUCCGAUGUGCACGUUGUUGAUAAUAUUGUCUGGGAUCAAGAUUACGCGGGCAGGGUGUUCGCAUUGAUGUCGGACGUCAUAUUUGUGAGCACUUCAACUCAUAUGCAUGUUCAGCGAUUCGCAGAGCAAUCUACGGUACCUGUGCUGUGUAUGCACUCUCGCACGCACUCAUCGAUUCAGUCGCUCGCAACAGUGAUGGCGAUCUUUGAAGAAUUCGGUACAAUGAAAAAUAUGCAAGUCGGUUACAUAGGUCCACCACAUCAAGUCUUGAAUUCGUAUUUGCUGUUAUGUCCUAUGCUUGGUGCAAAUUUAAUUUAUAAAUGUUCUUGUGAUUUGCAGCCAAUAACACCGCUCCUCUACAAAAUUAGUGAAGACCUAUGUGAAAAAACUAAUACAAAAAUGGUAGUUACUACAAAAAAUGCAGAAGUGAUUAGAGGUAGUCAAGUCAUCAUUGCUGGUCCAACCACAAAGAAAAAAGAAAAACUUCAUCAUUUUAAGAUUAAAUAUAUGGAUUUAGAAAAAGCCAAGAAUCCCUGGAUCUUCUUCCAUUGUUGUCCAAGGGGACCAGAAAUUGAAGACUCUUUAUGGAAUCAUAAUCAAGCAAGAACUUACAAUGCAUUUGACAACUUUCAGUACAUUGCCGCCGCUUUGAUGACUAAUGUAAUAUUGGGAUAUAAUUUUUAAAUUAUUAAUGAAAUGACUGAAAAAUUUUAACAGAUGAUUAUUUAAUUAUGUACAUAAAUUAAAAGUAUGCUGUCAGUGUUUUGAAUUUUGUAACAAUGUUUAUGUUAUAUUGUUUAAUUAACAAAUACAUUUUAAUUGUACUUGUACAUUUGUGUAAUUUAAUUUGAAUGUGCAAAUAAAUUUUAUGACAUUGGAAUCUGUUAAUCAGCAAAAUUAACCAUAGGUACUCAAAUACAAUAUUGACAAUGAAGCGAUGAGACCUCUAAGUUUUUUAAUAAAUACUAAUUUAUAUACAAAUUUGUUCAUGGCAAUUAGAGCU